UUCUCUCUCUCCGCAAGAGGGGAGAACGGAAAAAUAAUCUCAUUUUUCUCAUAAAAUUUUUAAAGGGUUUGUUCUCAACCUCCCACAUCAUCCAUAUAUCUCAUCUGAAUCUCUCCAUCGACUAGUCCCUUUCUAUGAUUUCUCCGCUCCAUAUGAAUUGCGAAUCCCAUCUUCUUUUGGUUUUUAAUUGUUCCUGAUCCCAUUCACUUUGGUUUUUUCAAAUCUUGCGGUGGAGUUUUGAAUCAAUUGGGGGAGAUCUUGCAGAAUUUUGAAUUGGUUGCGAAAAGAUAAUGGCAUCAGCAGUGGCGGUAGCAUUCAACAGGAUUGAAAGAGCACAUCAACUCUACAGAGACGGACGACACGAUGAGGCCCUAGCGUUCUACACUGAAGCGCUUGCGAUGGCAAAGACAAAAGCACAGAAGAUUGCGCUCCACAGCAACCGGGCAGCGUGCUAUUUGAAAUUGCAUGAUUUUAAGAAGGCAGCAGAAGAAUGUACAUCAGUGCUUGAGCUGGAUCACAAUCACACUGGAGCCUUGAUGCUGCGUGCACAGACUCUGGUCACCCUUAAGGAAUAUCAAUCAGCACUCUUCGAUGUCAAUAGGCUUAUAGAGCUGAACCCGUCUUCUGAUGUGUACCAUAACCUGCAAGCUCGACUGAAGACACAAUUGUCACUCACUCCCAUACCCGAAUCUGAAGAAGAAGCAUUCGAAGCCGAGCUUGAAGAAGCACUGGAAGCUGAGCUUGAAGAAGAAGCAAUGGAAUCUGAGCUUGAAGAUGAAGAAUCAAUGAAGGCUGAGCUUAAAGAAAAAACAAUGGAAGCUGAUGAUCAACAAGAGAAUGCCGUAGGUGCAGUAGUAAUCUCUGAUCGGAAAGCUGAGACUCCAAGCAAUAAUUCCAAACUCUCCGUAACGCAGGCUGAGAGCCUCAAGGACACUGAUUUACAUCCCAAAGGAUGGGAAGCAAUCCCAAAACCGAAAGGUCAUUCAGGGCUGGACUACUCACGGUGGGACCAGGUUGAAGAUGAUUCAAGUGAAGAAGACGAAGCGGAAGAUGUGCAACCUCAGUAUCGGUUCCGUGUCAGGACCGUUGGGGUGCGGCCUGUGAAAUGAGGGUCCCAGUUGGUGGUAAUUAAAAUUUAACUGGAAUAUAUAAGGUCAGCUUCAUAUGAUAUGAGUGUAUGCAUGGAAGUUAUUGGAAAUGUCCACAGUGAUGCCAUCAAAAGCUGAUAAGCUUCUGCAUCCGUAAGUACUGGAAGGCUCAAUCACCAUCGUGCCUAUCAUUGUCGAUGGAGAAAAAGAACUCAUAUUUAUUGUGAUAACUGAGUCAGGGAAGCUGAUAACCCUCAUUAAGGAUAGUUCCUCGUGUGUGGCAAUGUCAGUAUCUUCAUCAUUGUCGCUUUCCGCCCCUCCGGCCCCAUCAUCACUAAUAUUGGAGAGCUCAGGCCUUCAAAUGAAGAAUUGGGAUCUUCCAAUGUGGAACAUUUCUGAGGACUCUUCAUCAAUGGGGAAUUAGAUCAAUGGUUCGGACCAGCAGACCAUGGGCUCCACAUGUCCAGUACAUUAGCAAACUGUCUUUGUGGAUGAGCAGAGCCCUGAAUUCAUGGACAAAUGGUAUGUGAUGUAGUAAUUUGCAGCUGCGAAUGCUUCUGUCAUAGUUUGGAGAGCUGGACCUGUUUAAAAGAGGCACUCUUGUAACACCUGUUAAAACAGAGAGAGGCACACUUGGGACCAACUUUAUAUAUAGCCUUGAAUUUAAAUCUCGAACCAGACUAAAGAAUUGAAGACUUCAUGGUAGUUUUCUUCCUGUCUGAUGACAGUAUUUGAUUUGAAGAUACAUGUGCUCCCUCAGCUAUAUCAUGUGGGAUACCAAAUUCUGCACAGGUAUGACAAUUAUCUGACAUGGACAGUUACAUUUUUUUUUUUUUUUGAAAUAUCGAAAGCAGUUAUUGGACUUGUUUUAAUGUCCCUGAGGUAAUAUGGUGGUGUCAAAGGUCAGGAUCUCUUAUUUUGUAUUAAUCUGCAUUUUGUAUAGUUUGGAGAGAAUAUGAUUCAUUGAUGAUUUGGAUUUUGUGAUGA
Messenger RNA from Magnolia sinica, 2075 nucleotides. RefSeq lists its product as uncharacterized. The transcript has 5 exons. The record is from RefSeq and is a predicted model, not a curated record. The coding region runs from base 291 to 1109 and encodes 272 amino acids. NCBI's taxonomy places the organism in Eukaryota, Viridiplantae, Streptophyta, Magnoliopsida, Magnoliales, Magnoliaceae. Gene Ontology annotation, molecular function: protein binding.